This is a messenger RNA of Prorocentrum cordatum, 1185 nucleotides long. The record is from the annotation of a GenBank genome assembly. NCBI's taxonomy places the organism in Eukaryota, Dinophyceae, Prorocentrales, Prorocentraceae.
AUGGCCGCCCUCGCGCUGGGCCAUGGCAUCCGGGCGGCCGAGUGCCGCCUGGACCUGGCGUGCGACGGCGCGAGCGUGAGCGUCAGAGCGGCGCCGCCGGGCAUGUCGGAGUCCGCGGGGGUGGUGAGGGUCGGCAUCGUCAGCGCGGGGGUCAGCGUGGGCGUGCAGGUCUCCCUCGAGGAGCUGCUGGCCGCGCUCUCCGCCCUCGACGACGCCCCGCCUGCGCCGCUGGCUCUGGCGACGGGCCCCUCCUGGGGCGCGGUGGCAGAGGUCGCCCCGGGCUCGUUCGUGGCCGUGGCUGGGGACGGAGACGUGCCAGAGUUCGACCCCUUCGAGCAGGCCGAUGCCGCGGCGCCGCUGGCUCCGGGCGUCUCGCCGAGCGGCGCGCUGGCCCUGGCCGAGCCGCUCGCCGCAGGGGGCCCCUUCGCCCAUCAGCUGCAGGACCCCGACGAAGAGCUUGCCGCGGCGGAGCGCGGUGGCCCGCCAAGGCGGCGGGCGCUGCUGGCCACGCUGCGCGGCCACUCCAGCACCGUCAGCGCGGUGGCCUGGAGCCCAGACGGAACGAGGACCUCUCGGAGGGGAAAGAUCGCCACGGGCAGCGCCGCCCACACCACAUGCAUAUGGCAGGCGAGCGGCCCCGAGGCGUGGCAGUGGCGCGCCGUCAAGACGCUGCGGGCGCCUCCGCCGCGCGGGGCGCCGCAGGGGGAGGUCGUCGAGGGCGUCACGUCGCUCGCGUGGUCGCCCGACGGGGCCCGGAUCGCAACCGGCAGCACGGACUCGACCGCCAGGGUCUGGCGCACGACGGACGCGGAGAUGCGGCAGUGGGACGUGGAGGGGCUGCUCUGCGGCCACGGCCAGGGCGUCCGGGCCGUGGCGUGGUCCCCCAAGGGCAAGAGGCUGGCGACGGCGUCCGAGGACCGGACGGCGCGCGUGUGGCAUGUGGUCAGUGGCGGGGGCUGGGAGGCGCUCGCGGCCCUGAAGGGGGCGCACGCCGACGCGGUCUGCGCCGUGGCCUGGGCGCCCUCGGGCAGGCGGCUGGCCACGGCGGGGGCGGACGCCCGGGCCUGCGUCUGGCAGGCCGCCGUGCGGGGCGGCAGCCCCGCCUGGGAGCUGGCCGCGACGCUCAGGAGCACCUGGCCGGCGUGGCGGCGGUGGCCUGGUCCCCCGACGGCGCUUGGCUGCUGA